AUGAUAGAGAAAAGAAACCAUGUCGUCUCUUCUAUACAAUCAGAGGAGGAAAAAUAUCAAAAAAACAAGAAGAAUCUUCAAGGUGACCUGAUUAAAUUCUACAGAAGUAGGCGUAGUUCAAUACCUCUCUCACCGCUUCUUGAAGAAAUAGAGACACCUUUAGCUGAAUUCUAUGUGAUGCCAGAUAUUGUUGCCGUAAAACAGAAGUCCCUAAUUAGUCAUAAAGAGGAGAGAACACCGAUAAAGUCAUCGAGGGACAUGUUUUCAACUAGAAGUGAAUAUUGUCAAGAAAUUUAUCUAUCAGCUGAUGCAGGCUUUGGAAAAACUGCUUUUUCAAAAUAUCUUGCAAUCACGUGGUGCCAAGCUCAUUGUCACGAUGAAAACUAUGCCUGUUUUAAAGAAGACGAAUUAAAAACGUUACUCGACUUCGAGUUCUUAUUUUUGGUUCUCUUAAGAGACUGUACCUCUGCUUGUAACAUUGACGAUAUGAUUGAACAGCAAAUUACUAAGGAACUUCCUUCAUCAGCACGACUAGAUGAAGUUUUACGAAGAGAAAAAUGCUUGAUUAUAUUGGACGGUCUUGAUGAAUGGACUCACCCUGAUAAUAGUUGUAGGGAAGUAAAUGAAAAAAUCCCACAUCGGUACGUGCGUGAUAAUUGUGUUAUCCUAACAACAACCCGGCCGUGGAAGCUUGGAGUUUCAAAUCUCAAAACGAGUCAAAUAAACAAACUUUUAGAAAUGGUUCAAUUAAGUGCAGACUCUACGCAGCAACUAGAAGAAAAUGCUAUAAGAAAAAUUACAGGUGUCCAUGACGAAAGAGUACUGAAGAGUAAAACAAAGGACUUAGAUAAAGUGAUACGUGACCAUGGCCUAGAGCACAUGCAAGUGAUUCCACUCCUCCUCAUGUACUUAGUUAACCUAUGGUCUAACAAUAUUCCUUUAGGAAAUUCAAGACAUGAGAUUUACAUCCAUGUCAUUGAAUUUCUAUUAUCGAGAACAUCAAAGAUACACCCAGAAGUCCAACCAUCUCAUGUAUCGUCUGCCAGUGAAAUUCCAGAAUACUUCAAAAAUCAUGAAUUUUGUAAAAAGUUUUACAGUCUUAUAACAUCAUUAGCAGAACUAGCAUACCAAACAUUAUGUAACGAAGAAAGAGAAAGCAUGCUAGUAUUUGACAGAACGGUUGCUGAAAAAUAUCUCAAAGCAGACGACAUGAAAUUAAGUCUUCUCUCAGGAAUAUUGUCAGAAAGUAGAAGUAAAACUUUAAUCAAAGAAGUUAUCAAAUUAUCGUUUUCCCACAAAACUGUGCAAGAAUUCUUUGCUGCCAUAUGUGUAAGUCUUCAAAGUUGCGCUCAUAAACCAGCUCUAGAAAAUUGCAGAAAUAUUCAAGACAUUCUGGCCAUGUCAAAAAUUUUUGUAUUGGUAAGUGGAAUGACGCCUGACCGAAUGUGUGCCAUUUCAAAUGAUUUGAUGUCUGUAAUAAAUGAAGACGAGGAAACACGCGACUAUAGAACUGGAUCAGGUGUCGAAUACUUGCCAUAUAAUCCAUUAUAUCACUUACAGAAAAUGAUUAGGUCGUGUUUACAAGAAAUGCCUGAAAGUGAAAAUAUUCAAUUAUGUUUACAAGAUUUCUUUAUUGACGAGGACAUCAAGCUCAAUGAACAGUUUCAACGUUUGUUAAAGCAAAAUAAAAGGAGCAUAAAAUCACUUUAUAUAAACACCAGAUUUACUUCUAGCAGUUUACGUGAAUUGAUAGAUUUAUUCUCUCUGACAGAUCUUAGUCAUUUACAGACACUUUACUAUUAUGGUGACAAAAAGAAGGAAGCUGAGAUAAAUCUGAUAUUGUUUCCCAGUUUACAGAACAUAACUUUGUCUCAUGGUGAAUGGACAAAUGAUGAGGAAAAUCUGAGUGAAAACUUAGCGGGGUUACAAAAUCUACAAAAAUUACAUAUUGACAGGUUCACGUUAUCUCAUAAAGUACUGGAAACAGUUUUAAAUUAUAUCUCUAAUCACACAUCAAUGAAAGAGUUAAUAUUGGAAUGGAUAAAAUGUAAAGAACACGACCGCCCUCAUUGUAAGGGAUUGAACUUGGACUUGUCGCACCAUUCAACUUUAACAAUGUUAUACUUGGAGCAGUUACCCAGACUGCACUCAAAUAUAACAACAUCGUCGUUAGUUCAUGAUAUACUGGUGGGAAUCAAUCUAGAUGAAAGUUCAUUGUUACUGUCAUGUGACAUGUUGAGUAUUGAACGGCUUGAAUUGAGGGGAAGGUUACAGAACUUUAUGACCGUGCUGAAAAAUCUUCCACAGACAGUCAAAGAGAUGACCGCCAUUACACUGGAAGCAGAAUGUGAGCGUGUUAAAGAAAACGAACAUAUAAUACCAGAAGACUGGAAACUUGUGUUCAAAAUUAGAAAAACAAGCAACGAAUAGACAAGGAAAAACGUGUUGUUAAAUAAACUGAAGAAACUACUUUGAUGAUCUUAAAUAAGAAAAUAAUAUAUAUGUAUGGACACUUCGAAACAAUAUGGCAACUCUUCAAACUAUUUUAUAGAAUAAUAAGGACGUACAUGUAUUUCCGUUUUCAGUUAAAUUAAUUGACAAUUGAUAUUAAUUAAAAUAAUUUAAAUGAUAGAAAUAAUUCAAGGAAGAUUUUUACGAAUGUAUUGGAUACAUUUAAGGCUGAAUAAAGGUAUAGAACUAUUUCACAGGUAUAAGAUUUUUAUUGAAGGUUGUAUCUUUACUUUUUAUACCCCCAAAAACCAAGUUUGGGGGGGGGGUAUAUAGGAGUCACCCGGUGGUCGGUUGGUCGGUCGGUCCAGACGUCCGUUGCAUUUUCCUUGUCCGGAGCAUAACUUGAAGACUAAUGGUUGGAAUUCAAUAUAACUACAUACAAUGGUCAAGCACAUUGAGAGGAAGUGCAGUGCACAAGAACCAUAACUCUAUCUUCAGGGCUCUACAAUUUUUUUUGGAAUAGAGUUGUCCAGGACAACUGACCUAGCAAAAUAGAGUUGUCCCAAAAUUUACCACAAGUGUCCAAGUCUCGGUAAAUGUUCAGUAUGCGUAGUGUGUAGAUCUCUAUAUCCAAAGAAGAAGUAAAGACAAUUAAUUUUUUAAUAUUUUUAAGUUACAUUAAGUAUUCCAUUUAGUAUAAAAUAGAACAUUUUGUUUCAACUGAAAUAGUUUUGAUUGUUCAGCUCUCUUCCCAGGUACCUUUCAGCACUGUUCAAGUUCAAUAGCCUGUGUAGGCCUAUAUGUUUUGUUUCAGUUUUAUUUUUUUUCCUGGAUUUUUAUCCUUGAUCUUAAAAAUUUAAGUAAAAUUAUUCUAACAUGAAUCUAGUUAACCAUAGCCUCUCUCAGUUUCCACAUUUCACAUUGGACAUGGUAAAUAAGAAAAAGACAGUCAUUAUUACCCGGUAGGGAAAAUAUGAUAGUGAAUUAGACUAUUCAAAUACUUACAAAUCUCAUCAUUAUUUAUCUUAACAUUGUCAAAAGUCCUUUUGAUUCAUAAGUAACAAAAGAUUUUUAAUAUUCCUAUUUGCUGCAGAGCUUUAAACUGAUUAAAACUGCCUCACGAUUUAUAUAAAAAAAAUCGGCAUCGCGAAAAUAAGUGACAAAUGAAAAUUUUUCUGUUUUCCUCAUAAAUUUUACUAUUUUGACUAUUGUAUGUUCGAAUGCGUUCAUAAUAGAUGCUUUUUGGAUAUUGUAAUAUUGUUUUCCACUUAGGAAUUCAUCAAAAAGCCUAAAACAAAAAAUUCCAAAUUUUCAAUUCACGGCACAAAUUACUGUCUGCUUGUGUCAAUAUACAUCAACUUCAAAGACCAAGUCUGCAACUUAAUAGUGUUUUGGACAUGUCUUAAAUAAUGUUGGACUUUGUAUUUAAGAUUUUUAUCAAACAUUUAGUGUCUUAUCUAUUUUUAUUGCCUGUGGCAAUGUAAAAUUAAUCAGUGUAACAACUACUGAGAUUAAUUACCUCAGGCGAAGAUUACCGGCGCACCAUGCUGUGAAGGGUCGUAUUAAUAAACAUAAUUUUACAGUAUCUGUCAAAAUUUGACUUGUCCUGGACUAACUUUCUGCUUAUUUUUAGUUGUCCCAAGUGGUUUUAGAGUUGUCCCGGACGUCGGACUAUAGGAUCUGUAGAGCCCUGAAUCUUGACUAAUUACAGAGUUAUUGCCCUUUGUUACUUUUCCUUGUCCGGGGCAUUACUUGAAAACUACUGGUUGGAAUUAAAAACAACUUCAUACAAUUGUCAAACACAAUAAGGGGAAGUGCAGUACACAAAAUCCAUAACUAUCUUAAAUAAUUACAGAGUUAUUGCCCUUUGUUACUUUUCCAUUGCUUUCUUUUGUCCAGACCAUAACUUGAAGACAAAUUGUAGGAAUUCAUUAUAACUUCAUACAAUGGUCAAGCACAUUGAGAGGAAGUGCAGUGCAUAAGAACCAUAACUCUAUCUUGACUAAUUACAGAGUUAUUGCCCUUUGUUACUUUUCCUUGUCCGGGGCAUAACUUGAAAACUACUAGUUGGAAUUAAAAACAACUUCAUACAAUUGUCAAACACAAUAAGGGGAAGUGCAGUGCACAAGAACCAUAACUCUAUCUAAAGUAAUUACAGAGUAAAUGCCCUUUGUUACUUUUCCAUUGCUUUCUUUUGUCUGGACCAUAUUUUGAAGACUAAUUGUUGGAAUUCAUUAUAACUUCAUACAAUGGUCAAGCACAUUGAGAGGAAGUGCAGUGCUUAAGAACCAUAACUCCAUCUUGACUUAUUACAGAGUUACUGCCCUUUGUUACUUUUCCUUGUCCAGAGCAUGACAUGAAAACUACUGGUUGGAAUUCAAAACAACUUCAUACAAUGGUCAAGCACAAUAAGGGGAAGUGCAGUGCAUAAGAACCUUAACUCCAUCUUGACUAAUUACAGAGUUAUUGCCCUUUGUUACUUUUCCAUUGCUUUUUUUGUCUGGACCAUAACUUGAAGACUAAUGGUUGGAAUUCAAAACAACUUCAUACAAUGGUCAAGCACAUUGAGAGGAAGUGCAGUGCACAAGAACCAUAACUCCAUCUUGACUAAUUACAGAGUUAUUGCCCUUUGUUACUUUUCCUUGUCCAGAGCAUAACUUGAAAACUACUGUUUGGAAUUCAAUACAACUUCAUACAGUUGUCAAGGACAUUAAAAGGAAGUGCAGUGCACAAGAGCCAUAACUCCAUUUUGACAUAAUACAGAGUUACUGCCCUUUGAUACUUCCUUUGUCCGGAGCAUAACUUAAAACAUACUGGUUGGAAUUAAAAACAACUUCAUACAAUGGUUAAGCACAAUAAGAGGCAGUGAAGUGCACAAGAACUAUAACUCCAUCUUCAGUAUUUAUAGAGUUAUUGCCCUUUGUCCCUUUUCCUUGUCUUUCUGGACUUAUUACAGAGUAAUUCAAUAAAACUUCAUCAAUGGCCAACCAUAUUGAAAGGAAAUGCAACAUACAAGAACCACAACUAUCUUUAAUUGCCCACAACCAUAACUCUAUAUUUCAAUUCUUUUACAAGGUAUUCUGUUACUAGUAACAUCCUCAUUUCCGAAGCAGCCUUGUGGGGGUAUUAAUCACAUUUAGUGAUAGUUCUAGUUUAACAUUAGCAUGCAUAUGUAAGAACUGAAACAGAUUAUUAACAGUGAACACCAUUCUUUUUCACUUUUAAUAGAAAGCACAUUUGAUAUAAGUAAAUCCUAUUUAUAUUUUCCGUGAAAUUUGGAUUCCCUAAAAAGCUUCUUUUUUUUAGCUCAGGGUGAGCUUUUAGGAUUGUUGAUUGUCCAUCGUAUAUUGUCGCCCGUCAUCGUCCACAUUUGUUCGUUAACACUAGUGGUCACAUUUUUGCCUCAAUCAUUAUCA
Molecule: messenger RNA, 5867 nt
Organism: Ruditapes philippinarum (Manila clam)
Lineage: Eukaryota; Metazoa; Mollusca; Bivalvia; Venerida; Veneridae
Exons: 3
Coding region: 1-2430 (809 amino acids)
Source: RefSeq, a predicted model, not a curated record